AUCAACCAUUAGGUGAUUUUUUUCUCUGAUCUUCGAGUUCUGAUAAUUGCUCUUUUUUCUCUGGCUUUGUUAUCGAUAAUUUCUCUGGAUUUUCUUUCUGGGGUGAAUUUUUGCGCAGAGAUGGGUUCGGCGAACAACGAGUACGAGUUUCUGAGUGAGAUUGGGCUGACUUCUCACAACUUGGGAUCUUACGUUGCUGGCAAAUGGCAAGCCAACGGACCUCUUGUUUCAACUCUCAAUCCUGCUAACAAUCAGCCAAUUGCUCAAGUUGUGGAAGCUUCUCUAGAGGAUUACGAGCAAGGUUUGAAAGCUUGCGAGGAAGCAGCUAAAAUAUGGAUGCAGGUUACGGCUCCUAAGAGAGGUGAUAUCGUCAGACAGAUUGGGGAUGCACUAAGAUCCAAACUUGACUAUCUUGGUCGUCUUCUUUCUCUUGAAAUGGGAAAGAUCCUUGCUGAAGGUAUUGGAGAAGUUCAGGAAGUAAUUGACAUGUGUGAUUUUGCUGUUGGUUUGAGCCGACAACUCAAUGGAUCGGUUAUACCUUCAGAACGCCCUAACCACAUGAUGUUGGAGAUGUGGAAUCCUCUUGGCAUUGUUGGUGUUAUCACAGCGUUUAAUUUUCCCUGUGCAGUUCUUGGUUGGAAUGCUUGUAUUGCUCUUGUCUGUGGAAACUGUGUAGUCUGGAAAGGUGCUCCAACUACACCGUUAAUAACUAUCGCAAUGACCAAGCUAGUAGCUGAAGUUUUAGAGAAAAACAACUUACCCGGUGCCAUUUUUACGGCCAUGUGUGGUGGUGCUGAAAUUGGUGAAGCAAUAGCCAAAGACACACGCAUUCCCUUAGUAUCCUUUACUGGAAGCUCCAGGGUGGGCUCAAUGGUACAACAAACAGUGAAUGCGAGAUCUGGGAAAACUUUGCUUGAGUUGAGUGGAAACAAUGCAAUCAUAGUCAUGGACGAUGCUGAUAUACAGUUAGCGGCUCGAUCUGUUCUAUUCGCUGCGGUUGGAACUGCUGGUCAACGUUGCACAACUUGCCGUAGGCUGCUUUUGCAUGAGAGUGUCUAUGACAAAGUACUCGAGCAACUGCUUACCUCAUACAAACAAGUCAAAAUCGGCAAUCCUCUUGAGAAAGGGACAUUGUUAGGACCAUUACAUACUCCUGAAUCAAAAAAGAACUUUGAGAAAGGAAUUGAAGUCAUCAAAUCCCAGGGUGGUAAAAUACUAACGGGAGGUAAAGCAGUCGAAGGUGAAGGAAACUUUGUGGAGCCUACGAUAAUCGAGAUAUCAGCAGAUGCUGCUGUCGUCAAAGAAGAGCUAUUUGCUCCGGUUCUAUAUGUUCUAAAGUUUAAGUCAUUUGGAGAGGCUGUUGCGAUAAACAACUCGGUUCCUCAAGGUCUAAGCAGCUCGAUAUUCACUCGGAACCCUGAAAACAUCUUCAGGUGGAUCGGACCACUGGGAAGUGACUGUGGCAUUGUGAAUGUGAACAUACCGACGAAUGGAGCUGAGAUUGGUGGAGCUUUUGGAGGCGAGAAAGCGACUGGUGGUGGUCGUGAAGCUGGAAGCGACUCAUGGAAACAGUACAUGCGUCGAUCGACUUGUACCAUCAACUAUGGAAACGAGUUACCUCUAGCGCAAGGAAUUAACUUCGGUUAGAUUUUUCAGAGAUUUACUCGUUAAUUAAUAAUGUUAUGUUGGUUCGAUUUCGAUACUUGUAUUGUAUGCCUUGUUCUCUCCAAGCCUUUGACUUAAGAUGAUUACGCUUUUAAUAUAUAUAAAAAAAUAUUGAAUAUAUUUUGAUUGUUAAUUUGAAGAUAAAUUCGGACUAAAUGACUAAUCAUGCGUGUAACAUAAAUCGUUUCCUGAUGUUAUAAAUUUAGCAUCAGUCAUACUUUUAAAAGAUGCUGAUGCUGAGUACAUAUGUUUACAAAUAACGGUUUGCAAUAAUAAAAGUAUAUUAUUCAAUUGUCAACUUAGUAAAAAUAUUGAAAAUCCAAGUAUACGUAAGAAUAAGAUACAAGAAAAUCAUCCUUUGAAUAUUACUAAGCAUAUGAAGAAGCAUUAUUCGUUUAUGGUGAUGCAAACGUUUAUUUCGUGGAUGUCGGCUAAAUUUGUUGUCAUUUGUCAACUUUAGUUUGAGAAAAUUUUAAAUUAGUGGAACCUUGAAGCUUCUCCUAAAUUUUACGUUAUCGAUUUAAUUAGACCAUAUUAGCAACAAAGGUCCCACUAAAUCACAAUCUUAUCAUUAGUCCAUUCGGCAUUCGCACAUGCAAGAUUUAAGAAUCCACUUAUAAUAGAAUUGUACUGUUAUUCAACUAAUGAUUCUAAAUCCAGCUUUAAAAUCUAGUAUUAUUAAAACUCAUAUUUGUAAAUCAUGUU
This is a messenger RNA of Arabidopsis thaliana (thale cress), 2370 nucleotides long. RefSeq names its product aldehyde dehydrogenase 7B4 (gene ALDH7B4). The transcript is spliced from 14 exons. NCBI's taxonomy places the organism in Eukaryota, Viridiplantae, Streptophyta, Magnoliopsida, Brassicales, Brassicaceae. The record is from RefSeq and is marked reviewed. Gene Ontology annotation, molecular function: oxidoreductase activity; aldehyde dehydrogenase (NAD+) activity. Bases 121 to 1647 code for a protein of 508 amino acids.